CUACUGUCCUUUCCGUCUAAAAAGGGGUUGGCUCUGAGAGCUUUAUUUGUUUAUUUUUUAUGAUGGAAAAUAUCGCAACGGUGUCUGUGUGGUUUUGAGGACGUGGGUGUUGUGAAGCUCCUGAAAUUCUCCCUGUACGUCUCUUGAAUCUCUGUAUGGAAGAGCCCCACCUCCAAAAGCAGAGAGCUGAGCCCUACAGGGGAACAAGGGGUUCGUUAUUUGAUCAUCCUCAUUUUGACUCAGGGCAAGUUGAGCGCUUAAAAGGCUGUUUUGUACACCUGAGCUUGGCUGGCCAUGCGUCUGAGCACCCUCCUCUUUGCCUAUUAUUAAUGGGCAGUGGAACCAAGUGGUGAGAUGGCUAUAGUCCUUCAACCCCCUAACAUGAUUAGAUACAGGUUCAUGAAACAUUAACCCUUUGCACUGGGACAGUGGAAACCGACAGCAGUGGCUACAGUGAAUCUCAGAGCCCAGGUCGACUGACUGGAGCUCGCGGAGAUUAGGCUACGGGGCUAAAAAUAACAGCGUUGAUGCUCUCACUCGGGCUGGAUCUGAAACCUUCUGAGGGGGGAAGGGUCUCAGAGCCCAGGCUCCAGCCCGAGUGAGAACAUCUACACUGCUCUAUUUAGCCACGUGGCCCAAGUCAGUUGACCCAGGCUCUCAGACUCACUGCUGUGGGGUUUUUUUGCAGUGUAGACAUACCCAUGGAGAGCAACAAAAGCCAACAGACAGCAAUGGCUUCUGGUUGCUAUCAGAUUGAAACCUGUGACGUAGCGGCUUCGCAGCCUAGUUUUAAUUCCCUAAUUCCCAUAGUCCCCUCUGCAGUGAUGGUGUGGAGUGGGGGGGGGUGUAGUUAAUGGAACUAAUAUUCAGCAGAUUAUUUGUUGCUUGUUGAAAAAAAAAAAUGAGGCAUGAGAGCAGAGGCCGAGUUCCUGAGGAGGUGGAUGGAGCUGAGUGAGGAGAUGAGCCUGGAAGGAGAGUCGAUGGGGAGCAGCUCUGAAUCUGGCAUUCAGCUCCUGGAGAAUAACUCACCAUCUGCCCCUGUGCACCAGGACUGGAGAGAGCUUCACCUGGCAGCUUGGGACGGCAACGCCCACCUGAUGAAGCAGCUACUGCGGCAGGGGGCAGCGAUAGAGAGCAGGGAUGAGAAUGGAUGGACGCCCUUACACGGUGCCACGCUGAAGGGGUCCAUCAUGCUGGUGAAGUUCCUGGUGCAGCGCGGAGCCGUGGUCCAUGCCACAGACCAGGCACACUACACCCCGCUGCACCAUGCCUCUUGGAGCGGCCAUACCCAAGUGGCUGAGUUUCUCCUGGCUCGGGGAUCCCCAGCAUCAGCUGUGACUAAAGGGGGCCUCACCCCACUUCACUGUGCAGCAGCCAGCGGUCACACCCUCAUCGUGCAGUUGCUCCUACGACAAGGCACAGAUCCUGCCAGCGGGGACAACAACCGGUGGACGGCACUGCACUGGGCGACUGUGAACAGCCAGCUGCAUAUUAUGGACUUGCUGAUUUGCCAGGGUCUCUCCCCAGACCUGGGCAGUAAUGGAGGCAUCACAGCACUGCACAUCGCGGCAGAGACGGGAAGAAGUGAUGCUCUAAGGUUCUUGCUAGCCAAGGGUGCCAACAUCAAUGCUCAGGAUGGGCUGGGGAGAACAGCACUUGCCAUUGCAUCCAAUAAUGGCAAUCAAGAGAUUACAGAACUGUUGCUGGAAAGCAAAGCUGAUGUGAACUUGAAGGACCACUACGGCUGCACGGCACUCCACAAGGCAGCAGCUGUGGGACACUUGGCCCUCGUCCACCUGCUGAUAAAGACAGGCGCUGUUGCCAACAUUAGGGACUCUCUGAAUCUGACUCCGCUUCACAGAGCUGCCUGCUGUGGGCACAGCGAGGUAGCCAGUUACCUUCUGGACCAUGGAGCUGAGAUCAAUGCAGCCGGCUGGCUAAACAAAACCCCGCUGCACUUGGCUGUGGAAAAAAAUCACUUCCUUUUAAUGGAGCUGCUGCUGGGGAAGGGGACAAGUCCGUCCCUCAGAACUCGCUGGCAUGAAACGGCCCAGGAUCUAGCGUCAGACAGGGUCCUUCCUGCGGGCACUCCGUCCACUUCCCAGGAGAAGAUGACGAGCUGCAAUCCGGACCUGAACUAGAUCCCAACUCAAGUACAGUUAGCUGGACCUGAGAGGCAUGAGAACAACUUUGUCCUUCAGUUUCCUCUGCUGCCAUCUUGUGAAGAAGGAUCAGACUUUCCCAUCAUUCCAGUAUUAACCGAUAAAGGGCCUGAUUCUCAUUUACAUUGUUCUUGCAGUGUAACAGAACCUUAAAGGGGGUAUAAAUAUACUGUAUAUCCAUUGUAAGGCCACUUUAUACCACUGGAGUGGUGUCACAGGGCCUUAGUAUAAAUGAGAAUAAGGCUCUGUCUUUACCAAUGUGCUGCUGUAAUAUGUAUUUACUAGGGAUGUGAUUAAACCAUCUUUGGGGAUUCAUUAGAUACCAGAUAAUGUAGCCACUGGAUACUAAGAUGAAUCCUAAAGCCUCAGGGAGGUGGGGUGGGUGGUGCCCAAGGCGGAAGAUGGGGCCCUGGAAAGGGUGGUCGGAGCAAUGAAGCAGCAGAGGACAUGGUAAGGGAGAUUGGUAGAAGAUCGGCCAGGCAGCGAGAAGCAGCAAGAUCACACAUAAAAUGGCCACCAAUUUAGCUUGGGAUGCAAAAAGCAGGGCAAAAUGGCCAGAUCUGUGCUAUUUACAAUCGCCCUAUCUCUAGAAUACACCCUUGUACAUUAGAAUAAUCCUAUGCUGAUGUCUUCUUAUAUUCAGUCAGUGGACAUGUAAUAAACCUGUAUGCGUAAAAGAAAUACUGAAUCAACUGAUAAAUUACCAGCUCUUGUAGUAUAGGAAGCACUGAACCAGCAAAGCUGUCAUCUAGGCAAUAACUGCACCUGCUGCCUCCAUACAGGGCAGGAUUCCAAAUGAAUGCAGGAUGUAAUUUGUUUCCAAGUGGAAAAACAGCUCCUAUGCUCCCAAGGAGUCACUUCCAUGCCUGCAGCCACAAUCAAACAUGUACAUUUUGAAGGAGGGUUGAAGACAUAUAAUAAAAAUACGUCAACAGAAUUUAAAUGAAAAUAAGAAUUAGGUCUUGGUUAAAGCUGGAUGGAUAAUAUUUGUCAAGCAAUGGCACUAUUCACUAUUCCUGUUUUGCAUUACUCAACUUUACAGCUGGUUGAGUGCAAUAUUUGAUUAAUAAUACAUGAUCCGGACAAUAUUUUACUUGAUAAAUCGUAUUAUCCAGUAUUUGAACAGCUUUCUUUUCAGUCUAUAACCCACACUGUGGACAUUAACUCAUGUUACAAUAAUAAUUUUGCACGUC
Molecule: messenger RNA, 3355 nt
Organism: Mauremys mutica (yellowpond turtle)
Lineage: Eukaryota; Metazoa; Chordata; Testudines; Geoemydidae
Gene: ANKRD65
Product: ankyrin repeat domain 65
Exons: 3
Coding region: 909-2141 (410 amino acids)
Cellular component (GO): cytoplasm
Molecular function (GO): protein binding
Source: RefSeq, a predicted model, not a curated record